UCAAGAAUUUGCUCCACAUAUCCAAAACUUAAAGAUUUCUGUUGAACUUGUAUUAUACGCCAUAAUCUAUUUUCUUUAAAAUGGUUUGGAAAAAUAUCAUUUGAUACAAUCAAGAAUAUUCUCCUCUUUUCCUUCCUCAAUAAGAAGUUUCCUCAAGCCUAUAAAAUAAAAUAAAUAUAAAUGGAAAAACUCCUGAGAAAUUGACUCAAACAAUUUAAAGUAUAGCAUUAAUGUUGUAGAAUUUUAUACAUAUAUGUAAAGUGCGUCCGAUUGAUUUAUUCCAUUAAGGCAAAAAAAAACAUUAGAAACUAUGCACAACCUUUAUCUCUACUCAGUCGUGUUCUCUCUUGGUCUUGUUACCUUCAUCACAUGUUUCGCCGCCGAGUUCAAGAGAACGAAGAAAGAAGAUAUUCGAUGGGACAAAGAGAGGAACUGCUAUAUACCAGAAAGCCAAGCAUUUGGGCUCGGAUCAGCUGCUAUUCUUUGCUUUUGUCUUGCUCAGAUCGUUGGAAGCAUAGCUGUCUUCCGAAAUCACCGGACAAGAACUAAAAGAGAAGAUGAUUACAAGAUUACCGAUCUUAGUUUACCCACCGUUCUUUUGCUCCUUUCCUGGUCCAAUUUUGUGGUAGUGGUUUUGAUUCUGAGUACUGCAAUAAGCAUGAGCCGAGGUCAAGCUUACAGAGAAGGAUGGCUCGAGGGAGAUUGUUACCUGGUCAAAGACGGUGUCUUUGCAGCUUCAGGCUGCUUAGCCAUCCUUGGACUUGGAGCCUUGACCAUAUCAGCCACUAGGAUCAAAGUAAAGAAACAACAACUUGUGAAAGUCUUAAUCAAAGACCCAAACCAAGAACAAAAAAGAUCAAUAGAAGAAGAACAAAAACAUGAUGAGUACCAAACAAACAAGUCAGAAACUGUCGUGUACUUGGUGGAAGAAGCGUCGUCCACUAAUAUAAGCAGAAUAUAAAUAAAAUAAAUGAUGUAAAGCAAAAGGAGAAACAAAGGAUUUGUUAUUAUUUA
Molecule: messenger RNA, 1014 nt
Organism: Camelina sativa (false flax)
Lineage: Eukaryota; Viridiplantae; Streptophyta; Magnoliopsida; Brassicales; Brassicaceae
Product: protein MODIFYING WALL LIGNIN-2
Source: RefSeq, a predicted model, not a curated record